AUGGCGGAAAGCGUGGGGGAAAAUUUAUCGGAGUCAUCUGAUGAUAGUUCGGCAAGUUACGUGCUUUCUAGCGACUCAAUACCAUCUUCUGAUAGCAGGGAGGAAGGAGAAUCAAAUGAGGAAACUCCUGCAGCUUCUUUAAGCCACGAAAAGCGAAAACCCAAACGGAGCGGCUCUUCGGCAGCAAAAUCAACGCGGAGUGGAACCCGUACAAAGAAAGGUAAAGAUGCAACGCUUAACGAUGAAGAAAUGGAAACGCUGGUCUCUUGGAUUUUUAGUUCGGAAGAAUCCAAUAAGGUAGAAACCGAAGUAAGGGCAACCCUUAAGGACGAUCCACAAAUAAAAUUGGAGCCUGAGCGGAUAAAGGUUGUGGAACAUAUCUUAGGCGUUGCUCAGAAGCAGUUGUUUCAACUGUUGAUCGCUGGAUUUUGCCGGAAAUUUUCAACUUUAGCCAAAGAAGCUUUCGACAGUAAAGACAAGUACAAAAAAGCGGCUUUCUCAGUGUCCUGGAUGAAAUUCUUGGCUAAUUUUCAUCCCGGAAAACCUACACAGGAGCGAAUGAUUUUAGAAAGAUUAUUGGCGAAUUUACACACGAACUCUCGAGAUGAAGUUCAUUGUGUUGUGAGUGUUAUUCACGAGUUGGUCUAUUCGAUCAUACAUGAACAUGUACGCCUAAGAAAGACGGAAAGCGAAACGGCUGGUGAAGGUAUCAAUGGAAGAAGAUGUCAACUAUCAAAAGAAUCGGACGAUACUUUGUAUCGGUAUUGUGGAGCGGCUCUGCAGCGGAUGAUUAAACUACGGAAGGAGACUCUUGCCGGAAAAAAAGGACGGGGAGAUUUGUCAAAACAGCGGAAACCAGUUAUGGAGCAGGAGUUGGAAAUUUUACAGCAACUCGUCAUGAAGGAUAAAUCGGCCAUUUCCUCAAGUCUGAAAAAUCUUGAUGAGGGGAAUGUGGUGUUUCCCAGAGCUGAGAUGAUCACGUUUCUGCGAUCUGUUGAUAACGAAGUGCGUGAAUUUGCAACGGACAGUAACCUUCGUCGAUACCCAUCGAAGUUUUUAAGCAUGUGUCAGAACGCAGUUCUAAACAAUGAAACCCUUGAAAUGGACUUUCGUUUGCUCGUCGUUUCCCUUACGAACUUGGAGGACACUGACAUGGAAAUAAUGGUUGGUCUAUUCAAAGACUUGGUGUCAAAGCUGGCAAAUACUCGAAUCAACGAAUUUAUGAAUGCAAGGAUUGAAAGGGAACUGAAAGGACAAAAUAAGGUGGUUGACGCUGAUGAGAUGCUCAGACCUCGCUUAAAAGCGUAUGCAUUAGCCACAAAACGCAAGUAG
Molecule: messenger RNA, 1332 nt
Organism: Porites lobata
Lineage: Eukaryota; Metazoa; Cnidaria; Anthozoa; Scleractinia; Poritidae
Source: the annotation of a GenBank genome assembly